CCUCCCCGCCGCCCGCUGCGUCCGGCUCCCAUGUGUCUCCGAGCCCGCUGCGCUGCGCUCGCUCCGCUUCUCCGCACGCUUCGGCCUGCUCCUGCUGCGGCCAUGAGCACUGGCACUUUCGUUGUGUCGCAGCCGCUCAAUUACCGCGGCGGGGCCCGCGUGGAUCCGGCGGACGCCUCCGGCACCGAGAAGGCGUUCGAGCCGGCAACCGGCCGAGUGAUAGCCACCUUCACUUGCUCAGGAGAGAAGGAAGUAAAUUUGGCUGUGCAAGAUGCCAAGGCCGCCUUUAAAAUAUGGAGUCAGAAAUCUGGCAUGGAGCGCUGUCGAGUUCUUUUGGAGGCGGCCAGGAUAAUAAGGGUAUGUUUCACGUUUUUUCUCUUUCAGAGAUGUCCCCCUUGAGUUGCUCUGAGGGUU
Messenger RNA from Callorhinus ursinus (northern fur seal), 414 nucleotides. Lineage: Eukaryota; Metazoa; Chordata; Mammalia; Carnivora; Otariidae. The record is from RefSeq and is a predicted model, not a curated record.